Rotaria sp. Silwood1 is the source of this 228-nucleotide messenger RNA. Lineage: Eukaryota; Metazoa; Rotifera; Eurotatoria; Philodinida; Philodinidae. The record is from the annotation of a GenBank genome assembly.
AUGCAAAAUUUUCAAGUUAAUAUUCAAUUACCGGAUACAAAAUUAAGUGAUAUUAUUUUGGAUAUAACAAAAUCAUUUCUUGAUUGUCGCUGUCCGAAAUAUCGUCUAACAUUAUCAUUACCUCAUCCUGUUGAUCCUGAUAAUUCUCAAGCAAAGUGGGAUAAAGAUAAAUGUUUACUUCAAAUAACACUAAAACUUGCUCGAGAAUAUGAUGAUUUCAAUUUUUAA